This is a messenger RNA of Ilyonectria robusta, 3116 nucleotides long. RefSeq lists its product as uncharacterized. NCBI's taxonomy places the organism in Eukaryota, Fungi, Ascomycota, Sordariomycetes, Hypocreales, Nectriaceae. The transcript is spliced from 3 exons. The record is from RefSeq and is a predicted model, not a curated record. The coding region runs from base 187 to 2736 and encodes 849 amino acids.
GACACGGCAAACUCUUCUGCAAUCGUGCUCCAACAACCCGUGGCCCAUUGAUUCGGCAUCCUCAGGGCCGGGUGCUUUUGGCGUAUUUUCUGCCGGCACACGCGAUUCUUUACCUGCUCACGUCCAUUUUGGAGCAUGUAGGUCUGUUGGCGCACCGGGACCCGGAUUCCUUGCGCAGCCGAUGCCAUGGCCGCGAUUGCUCCAUCCGCCGCUGCGACAACCCCAUCGAGCCUUCCACCACCCCCCGGCCAACCUACCGACAUUGAUCUGGCUCCACGUCCAACCCCGACCCCAUCUUCAACAACCCCAACAACGACGCCACUGGUGCUUAGUCAAGGUCGAGAUACAGAUGACCGUAGCGGGCAUGCGCUUGCAGUAACUGCUGCACCCGCGAACCCUCAGCUCAAUGGUGGCUACUACGAUGGCCGUGUCGGGAAUCCCGUUCCCGGUAAGCUGAAGGGCAAGAUUAAUAGACGGAACGGCAACUUCAGCGUAAUACUGAUGGGUAACCCUCGCCCAGAGGUGACUGAGCGCGACCUGGCAGCCAAGCGCUCGAGCGAGGAGACUGCAGCCGCCGCGGAGCUCGCCAACAAGGACGGCUAUCGUUCCGUUAAACCCACCCAACUCGCAUGGUAUCCCCCAAAGGAAUCCAGGCCAUAUCCUCCGCUGCUUCCUUCGACUGCCCCGGUACCGGUGCCGGGAUGUUCCAAUACCCCCCGUCCUCAUCCCACUCCAGCUAUGCUUGCCUCUGGCCGUCCGACAGCUUCCCCAGCUGCUGCUGCGGUUGUCCCGUCGGGCUCUGCAUCGUGUGCACCUCCAACGAUCAUCCCAGUUCUCGCACCAACGAUCACCCCAGUUCUCGCACCAGCUCAUCGCCCAGCUGCACCAGCAGGAGAAUCAGCGACCCCUGAAGUGAUUCCUACAACUGCUCCCCCCUCACAGGCCCUCGCCGGUCUAACACCGCAGCAAAUAAAGGCUGAGCAAGCUCGUCUCCUUACCCUUCUCAGAAGCCUCCACCCCGUACUUGUGGUGGACCAAAUCUGCACGGCACUGGCCUACUUUGGCGGCAUUCCAGGAGCGCCGGCACCUGCUGAUGGCGCCUUCCCCAAGAGUGCUUCAGCAAAUGGCUCUGGCUCUCUCCUUGUGGGAUGGGUUGCUGAGAUCUUUCCAGAGUUGGAUGCCGCCAGGGAACGUGCCAAAAACCAACCCUCCCCGGUGAUCCCGGCGAUUGGAAGCGCAGGUGCAUCUUCUUCCGUCGGAGCACUUUUAGUCCCAGCGAGGCGAACUCGGGGACGCCCUAAAGGAAGCAAAAGCUCCAAGGCUCGCAAAGACAAGGGGGUGAGGAAGUUGGGUGCCGCAAGAUCGAGUGCUGCUGCGUUAGGAGCCGCUACACCGGGGCUUGCUUUAGUUAAUGAACCGGAUGCAACACAGCCGCCGUUGGCGAAUCCGCCCACUGACGCUUCGCAGUCGAACAACGAUGUUACUGGGACGGUCCAACCUGAAAACCAAGCUAGCCUUAUCGCCCAGGCAGCAUUGAGGGAACAAGUUGGCACCGGCUCGUCGCUCACCACACCGGGUUCCAAGAAAAGAGGCCGUCCCAAAGGUUCUAAGAAUAAACCAAAGGCAACCCCUGGUACGAAUGAUGACAUCGCUGGCUCCUUAGAGGCAGAGACCACAUCCCAAUCUCAACACCCCGUGGCAGAUUCUCCUCUAGCCCACAAAACAUCUACGAACCGACAAGGACAAUUAAAUCACGGCAGCGAAAGGAGCACUGAGACUGGGACAGAUGGAAUAGUUACUAAUGCUACGCACCAAAGCACUCCGGGGCAAGUUCCCCCUGCUGAACAAGUCGCCUCCCCAGAAAUGAACAGUAAUCGAACUCGGGAGAUGCAACCCUCUGAACAUGGCAGCCAGAAUGACAAGUCAACUCCCAAUGUGCCUUCGCGCAAGAGAAAAAAGCCCACACAAACCAGAAACCAAGCAACGAUACAGACCAGCGAGGGCUCGCAACCAUCAGAUUCUGUCGUUGGGCAAAACAAUUCCUCUCAAGUUCAGCGAGUAAAACGGCGUCAGGUCUCCAAGGGAACCAGCCAGAACCCUAGCCUAGGCAAUGUUGAGCCACAGUCUGGUGCUGAGAUAACGACAUCUUCAAACCUCCCAGCUGCUGGACAACCUCUGACUAUAUCAAGCAGUCUUGGGUCCCAGUCCCAGAUGAAGAGUUCGAGGAGCAACCUCAACCAAAUGUCACAGAAACAACAGCAGCAGCAGUCACCUAAUACCGCGCUCCAGGGGUCCAGUCAGACUUCGGGCCCUUCUCCGUUGCUAGGCAGGCAACAGAACCAAGGUUUAGGAGCGCAAGGGCGUCCACAGGCCAACAUGGUUGCUCAGUCGUUUUAUCAGCAACAGCAGAUGACAACCCAAUACAGGCAGGACGGCAGCUCCGGCGACCGUUUCGGACGUAGCAUGAACACCGGCCAGUUCCACCAGAACAGGAUGAACCCAUCGCCCAGCUUGCGCAAUCAGCCGCAGCAACAGCCACAGCAACUCUCCGGAUCAUCGAAUCCUAUGGCCUCGUUCCAGAGCUACAGUGACUCUAACUACAUGGAUAUGGACUACCCCGGCGAAGCAACGGACGCCGCCGCUGCCGCAGCCUUUGGCGGGCACACCCAGCUCGAAGCGGCGCUCGCGGAACCCAACCUGCGUGAGCGUCUAUAUCACGCUAUUAGCCGUCAAUAAGAAUUGUGCUGGAGCCAAGCGUGUUUGCGUGUGUAGGCUUAUAUUGUUUGACGACUAAAGAGCUGCAAAGUGACGAGGACAAAGAUGGGUACGUAUACGGCAAACGGUUCUAAGCGGUACCAACAACAAAAGGGAAUGCGGAUCCCUUGAUGGACUAUAAAUGGUAUGGUAUAAUGACAAGGUUCGGCAGGCGUUAACAGCAGGGUUAUUUUUAGAGCCUGGGAAUGAGCUUUGUCUGCGAAAUCGGCAAGUGAUUUGCUCACGAGACAACAAUGUUUAAUUUACGAUACACAUGGCGAAUAUGUAUGCACGGGAAAGGGUCCACAGAGUUUAACAGUAGCGCGGCUCAGAGGCCGUCAAGAUAGAUACCCUGGAAUAGC